GCGCUGGCAGGGGUCGGGCUGGUGAGUGGCGAUGAGGCUGCGGGAGGCUGCGCUGUGGGGGACCCUCCUGCUGCUGCUGCUGCUGCUGCCGCCGCCGCUGCCCGGACGCGGCCGGCUGGAGGGGGCCCGCGCCAGGCUCCUGCGGAGGCGGCGAGCAGCGGAGCCGGGCUGUGGGGAGCUCCGCGGGUUCGAGCCCGUCCUGGGCAACAACACCUACCAGUAUGUCUUUGAUGACUUCAGCGGUACUGUAUCGCUCUCCUGGGUUGGAGACAGCACUGGAGUUAUUCUUGUCCUGACCACAUUCAAGUUACCGCUGCUGUUCGUGAGUUUCAAGCAGUCCAAACUCUACAGGAGCGAGGACUAUGGAAAAACUUUCGUAGACGUCACUAAGCUCAUUAACCACACCUUCAUCCGGACGGAGCUCGGGAUGGCCAUCGGACCAGAGAACUCAGGGAAGGUGAUUCUGACUGGGGACAUACCUGUGCCUGGAGGGAGCCAUGGAGGAAAGAUCUUCAGAUCGUCUGAUUAUGCUAAGAACUUUGCUCAGACAGAUCUCCCCUUUCAGCCCCAGAGUCAGGUCAUAUACCACCCGCAGAACUCCGACAACCUGCUGCUCCUCAGCACUGAAAACAGUCUUUGGGUGUCCAGGAACUUUGGGGAGAAGUGGGAAGAAAUCCACAAAGCUGUUUGUCUGGCAAAAUGGGGCCCGAACACCACCAUCUUCUUCACCACCUACCUGAAUGACUCCUGCAAAACUGAUCUUGGGUUUUUGGAGCUAAAGAAAACCAGUGACUUUGGCAAAAGCUUCAAGACAAUAGGAAACAAAAUCUACUCGUUUGGUCUGGGAGGUCACUUCCUGUUUACUUCCGUGGUGACGGAGAAGGGCAAUACAAGGAGGAUCCAUGUCUCAACUGACCAAGGGGAGACCUGGAAUAUGGCCCAGCUUCCAUCUGUGGGUCAGGAGCAGUUCUUCUCCAUCCUGGCAGCUAACGAGGACAUGGUGUUCAUGCAUGUGGAUGACCCUGGAGAUACUGGAUGUGGCACAAUCUACACCUCCGAUGAUCGAGGCCUCAUAUACUCCAAGUCCCUUGAACGGCAUCUCUACACUGGCAUUGGGAGUGAAACUGACUUCACCAAUGUGACCUCGCUGCGGGGUGUCUAUAUCACCAGCGUGCUCUCUGAAGACCGUUCCAUCCAGUCGGUGAUCACCUUCGACCAGGGCGGUGAGUGGUUGCCGCUGAGGACGCCUGUCAACGCUAAGUGUAACUCUGCAGCAAAGAACAAGGAGGAGUGUAGCCUUUACAUCUAUGCAUUGUACGGCAUCUCCCUGAAUCACAACGUGCCCAUGCUGCCUCUGUCUGAGCCCAAUGUGGUUGGAACAGUCAUCGCUCACGGCAGCGUGGGGGAUGCCAUCUCCGUGGUGAGCCCAGACGUUUACGUAUCGGAUGAUGGGGGCUAUACCUGGGCACGGGUGCUGGAAGGACCACAUCACUAUGCCAUCCUGGACUCCGGGGGCAUCAUCGUAGCCAUUGAGCACAGCCUCGAGCCGAUCAAUGUGAUUAAGUUCUCGACGGAUGAAGGCCAGUGCUGGCACAAGUACACUUUCUCCAAGGAGCCCAUUUACUUCACGGGUCUGGCGUCGGAGCCAGGAGCCAGAUCUAUGAACGUCAGCCUCUGGGGCUACAGAGACACUGUCUUGCCCCGCAAGUGGGUCUCCUACACCAUUGACUUCAGUCAUCUCCUCAGCAGAAACUGUGAGGAGGAGGACUAUACUAUCUGGCUGGCUCACUCCAGCGAGCCCGGCAGCCGCACUGAUGGCUGCGUUCUGGGCUAUAAGGAGCAGUACCUGCGUCUCCGCAAGUCAUCUGUCUGUCAGAAUGGCCGGGAUUAUGUGAUGAUCAAGCAGCCAUCUGUCUGCCCGUGCACGCUGGAGGACUACCUCUGCGAUUUUGGCUAUUUCCGCCCUGAAAACCAAUCUGUCUGUGUGGAGCAGCCGGAGCUGAAGGGCCAUGACCUGGAGUUCUGUCUCUAUGGCAGGCAGGAGCUGCUGACGACUAGAGGGUAUCGUAAGAUCCCGGGAGACAAAUGUAGCGGUGGGAAGAGUCCAAGCCGUGAGGUGACAGACCUGAAGAGGAAAUGCACCAGCAACUUGUUGACCCCCAGCCAACUGUCUGCUGCCUCCAACUCUGCUCCCAUAAUCCUGGCUGCUGUGGGUGUGAUGCUCCUCAGCAUCAUAGCUGGAGUCCUGAUCAUUAAGAAAUACGUCUGUGGGGGCAGGUUCCUGGUCCAUCGCUAUUCCGUCCUGCAGCAGCAUGCAGAGGCGAAUGGGGUGGAAGGGGUUGAUGCUCUGGAGGCAGCCAGCCCCACAAAUAAAGGGGGCUACCACGAUGAUUCUGAUGAGGACCUCCUGGAGUAGGGGCAUGUCGCUCCUCGCUGGCACUGGGACAAGUGGGUUUGGACACUGCCACGGAUCUGAAGAACAGCAACUGCCUCCUCCAGCCCUCGCUUCUCCGCGCUGGCUGCCUGUCCCUUUCCGAGGAACUCCAUGCUCCUGUCGCUUCCCUUGAGACUGUCCAGAGCCGGUGGGGGGUGGGUGGGGGCGGGCUUAAUUUAUCUUUAUUUUAACUAGAUUUCUUUCCAGCUUUUUGUUUUUUAAGGAAGACUAAAUAGGAAGGUUAAACCAGCAUUUCACUAAGCACUAACCAUUACAAAGGUGCAAUUCACCCUGCUGCAGAGAGAAGGCUCUUAACUCCAGCGUCACCCCUCGGGGCUCAUCUCUGCCUCGGCGUGGCCUGGGCAAAGCUGCUGCUGGCACUGGCCUACCACCACCACUUCACCUAGCGUGGGCAGGCCUCAGGGUUCCUGCCAGGACGGCAUGUCACUGAGCCAGCACCCUGCAGGGCCACGUGCCAAAACAAGGGGGGCAGAUGCCUUGGAUUUCUUCAUCAGAGAAGUGAUUGGAUGAAACCAACGUGGCGCGUAAAGUUGAGUUCAUCUCCACACCAGGAGUAACUGCUGUGACUGGCCCUUGUGGAACCGAAGCACUGAACUGGGAAAGCACCAUGUCUGCAAACACUGGCAGUAGCAGCAGGGGAGGGAAAGGGGUUGUUUUCAGUUCUGGAAUAAGUGCAGCAGAAAACUUGGUAGGAAUAAAUCUCCUGCUUGCUGGUGUGUUCUUCGGGAUGGUGGGAAGCGUGUUCCAGGUGAAUCUGUGCACUGAAAUGUCAGUGCUCUGGCGAAGAGCCCCAGGGCUUUGUUUAAUGGAGCGGAAGAGAAAGGCUCCUAUUUUUCUAACAUCUACCUGUCCCGUCCCCGUCCCCCCCCGCCCCAAAGUGGUAGGAGGCCAGCUGUUUGAUAGCUCCUAGAAGUGCUGUUGAUGUGGCCAGGCCUGGCGGUGGCUCACAGACACACUGCCUAUUACAAACAGGAUCUUCAGUGCCCUGCCCUUCCCAGCAGUACCGCGUUUGGGUGUGAUGUCGCCUGACAAACUGUAAGCUGCUGCUCUAGGUGCAUUUCCACUCAGCCGAGUACAUUGUGCAAUGUGACCAUGUCCCUUUUUAAAUGUCCAGUUGUCCUCUGCAAUAGAUGCUGCCCCGCUGAUUGCGGAGGGCGUGUUUAGGCCAAUGUCUGAUUGGCCUUUGCACUUGGAGGGCUGGGUGAUAAAAAGUGAAUGUAUAGAACAGUCUGACAGAUAUGACUGGUGUUCAUUCUCCAGGGCUAGGUCCCAGUGGGCUGCCAUUUGUCCGGUGCCUUGUUAGGCACCAGCAUAGGCCAAGAUGCAAGGAGCAUCGUUCGACCACAGGCCGACAGGAGUCUCAAGGACUGGUAUUUUUCAAACUUGGCUUAUUUGAACUGAGCCAGGGCUUGUCCAGAAUUGUCCAGGUUCCUGUCCCAUUAGCAGCUUUCCCUCAACUUUGCUGCUCUUGGCCACAUUAAACCCAUUUAUUGCAACUCUUCUCGUUGCUAAGUUCCACCCUUGGCAGGGCCUUAGGCAUUGCUCUGUUCAGUGUUGCAGCACCAGCUGACUUAAGAGCAUAAUGUUUUCAAGGGAGCUUGGGGUCUGUCUACACUGCCUGGGUUAGCAGGACUCCAGCUGGCAGACAUAUGGCUUGAAUGUCUACACUCAUUUGUAACCCCAGGUUCGGAAGUCUUGAACCCUGGGUCCCAACCUGAGCUCCAGCAUCUACUGCAGUGUGCAGGUCUGAGUCCAGCCACCGUCACCCCCAGGCUUCCUAGUUCCUUCCUUAAACGUUGCCACUGAAGCUCUGUGUUCAUGGUGCAGCAUGGGAAAACAUGACUGUCCAGGUGACAAAAGAAAUUUGCCCCCAGGACUGGGGGGGCUUUUGGCAGACUCCUGGAGCAUGAGCCCAGAGGGGCUGUGUUUAUACUGUGUUUAUACUGCAAAGCAAUAGGGUUUGAACCCUGGGUCCCAACUUGACUCAGGCUCACAUCCUCCACCCCUGUGGGGUCCUGGGUCCAAACCCUGGGUUAGCAUGAUUUGUGUGUAGAUGAAAGGGGGGUUAAGCUUGAGCCUGAAUUCGAACCCUGGGCUUACGCUGCAGUGUAGACAUACUCUUAGGCUCCUGAGUUUCACUGAAAGACAAUAGGAUUUAGGCUCCUAAGUCAGUUAGGUGUUGCAAGAAGGAGUGGAGCAGCCCUUAAAUACCUUCACAGAAAUCUGGCUGUAAGCUACCAAACUCUUGUUACCCUGGGACUUUCCUUUAAAAACUUACAGGCAGAGCCAUGCCAUUCCUGUGGCCACUAGAAAGUGCUGUUUCUCUGGGUACAGCUGGAAGGCUGCUCUCCGAAGCUGUGCUAUGUUUUGGAGUAGCCUGUUGCAAGGGAUCGAAUGCUCUCUGGCUAAGAGAGAGGCUGCUCGGUGGUGAAGGCAGAUCUGGGUGCAUUUUCCUGGGCAACACAUUGCCCAACUCUAUCCUUGUCCCCCCGUAUCCAGGCAGUCGUGUAGAAUAGGAAAGAAGUAGCUUAGCCUGUUUGCCUGGAGAGUUUCUGGCUCCCAGACUUGGUUUAGCUAAAUUUUUUUAAAGAAUGAGCUUUUGGGGAGCUUUUUCCUUUAGAAUUUGACUAGCAGCCAAAUAGCCGCAGCUGGCCAAAGCUCCAGGAGAACUCAGGGUCCAUGUUCCUCGCCAGCUGGGAACAAAGGGUGAAGAAUAAAUGAGAGGUGGCUGCUGUGUCUCUGGGAGGCUCCAGCAGACUGUCUCAGCACAGACACCUGGGGCAGAAUCAGAUGGCCAUGGCUCUUAGCACUCCAGGUGCCAGCCUGCAAGGGGAAACGGAAGCAGAGCAUUUGGGGGAUGAGCUGGUGGGCUGCAUGAAUGUAAAACUCUGGCUACGAAUUCUCAUGCUCUUGAGACCAGCCUAUUCUGAAGGAGUAGUCUCAUCUACAGGCUAUCGAGGAAGCUAGUAAACACUGGUUCUCUUUUGCACACCCCCUGCCCUAUUUCCUGCCCCUAAACCCAUCAGCCUUGAUGUUCAUUAUGCACGUGGUACGUUGGCGCAGAGAGCACCUGCCCCCCAGGAAGCUUGUGCUCCAUGGGGAUGAACGCAGUCCAGGGGAGAGACAAAUGACAUUUUUCUGGUGGGCGACAGUGCAUUUCCCAUGUGCCGAUGCCCUCGCUGGGUCAUGCGACAGCAGCCUUCCUUUCCCUGAGCAAAGCGCGCUGAUAAUGCUGCAGCUCUGUCCCUGCUGAAUGGUUGCUGCCAGAGCACUGCCCUGGGGAUGCUGCUGUCAUGUGGCAUUAAGCCCAAUGCUGCCCCAGUACCCUUGGUUUACCAGUGUGGCUGCAGGGCAGAUCAACACAGGGAUGCUGUGCCAGGUAGUCAGCCCGUGCUAUGUCCCCACGUAACUGAAGCCAGAGCCCCUGCCCUCCCAUGGAGAGUAUCUCAGGGUCCAGGUCCAGGGAAGGCACACGGGAUGGGAUGAAGGUGUGUGGCGUGUUCUGUAAACAACCCUGGCUGGGGUAUAACUUUAUACUAGAGAGACAGGGUGGGGAGGGGAUCUUUUAUCGGCCCAAUGUCUGUUUGGUGAGAGAGAAGUCAGGGCUGGGGAAUGACUUUGUACUGGGAUUUUUCUGUAUAUUUGCAAUAUUUGGGUUAGAAAUAAAAGCCAAAUGGACUUUA
Dermochelys coriacea (leatherback sea turtle) is the source of this 6138-nucleotide messenger RNA. RefSeq names its product sortilin 1 (gene SORT1). Gene Ontology annotation, biological process: Golgi to endosome transport; vesicle organization; endocytosis. The record is from RefSeq and is a predicted model, not a curated record. The transcript is spliced from 20 exons. NCBI's taxonomy places the organism in Eukaryota, Metazoa, Chordata, Testudines, Dermochelyidae. Gene Ontology annotation, molecular function: protein binding. The coding region runs from base 32 to 2416 and encodes 794 amino acids. Gene Ontology annotation, cellular component: Golgi apparatus; membrane.